AUGAGGGAAAAGGACGAACGAGAGGACGAAGAGAAAUUCCCUCAAGGUUUGGACUUUUAUGGAGGCGCUCGCCCGUGGCGAGUGGAAUUUAGUGCCUUCGGAGAAUUUGGGGAGGAGAGAGGGAAGCCCGCCGACCUCCGAGUUCCCGGCGUCAGAUUCCAAGAGGAUUCUAAUUGCGAGGCGAUCGCCGAUUCCGAGCGUCUCUUUGGGUUGACGUUGAUCCUGUCCGGGUUCCUGUUGGUUCAUUCGUCUCUCGGAGCGUCGUCCGCGAAACGUCGGCUCCGUGCCGGUCUCAGGAACGAGAGCCUUCCUCGGCCACCAGUCGUUUCGGAAAGGUCACUGGACGGAUCGGAUGACCUCGGAGACGAAACUUGCGCCCUCAUCGUUUCCGGUCCGACGUCUCUGGUCGACCUUGCAGACAACGCCUUGAACAGCGUGGACGGUCACGACGGCGACCGGGCGUGCAUAACUUUCGGUUCCGUGAAUCGAGCUUUCACUAAGGCCAGGCAACGUUUCGGUCUCCCGGCCGCCCAUCGAAGGGAAUUAGAUAGUAACGAAGUCGGCGCCAUCGGGAAAGUCCUCCUGGAAACCACCCGCAUCAUCGCCCAUCGGUACGGUCUGGCGCCCGACGCGAUCGUGAAUGGCUUGCCGUUGAUCGACACGACCAAGACCGUCGUCGGACAGUACUGUCCGUACUGGCUGAAGAAGCCCGAAUGCGAGAGCAAGAGGUACCGAGAGUACAACGGACUGUGUACGAAUCUCGAGAAUCCUCACUGGGGUGCCACCAGGACCACCUUCAAGAAACUCAUCGCCCCUGCUUACCCAGACGGCGUGGACGCCGUGCGGGCGGCGAGCGACGGGAGCCCUUUGCCACCGGUGAGGCUGGUGUCCACAGCGAUUCACGGGGACAAGGGGCACCACGACCAUGCCGCCACCUUGAUGCUCGUCGCCUGGGGCCAAGCCAUCGACCACGACAUCACACUCACGGCGGAAACUAAAAAUGAGCAAAACAAGGACCCAGAAUGCUGCAAGCGCCAGGAUCACGAGGACUGUCUCCCGAUCUGGAUCCCGGACGACGAUCGCUUCUAUUCCCUGUUCAUGCAGCGAUGCAUGAACUUCGCCCGGUCCCUGCCGGGCCCCCGCUAUGCCUGCAAGCUGGGGCCGAGGCUCUCCUUCAACAUGAUCACCAGUGUGCUCGAUGCCAACUGGGUGUACGGAAGCACGAAGGAGGUGGCAAAAUCCCUCCGGAGCUUCCAGAAAGGUCAGAUGAAAAUGUUCCCCAUCUUCGAGGACUUCGGGCUCAAGGAACUUCUCCCGUUGAAGAUGAACGAGCCGGACGAUGGCUGCAUUAGACCCAGGCAGGACAUGUUUUGCUUCCACGCCGGUGACAAUCGAGUGAACGAGCAGGUGGUCCUAGCCGUGGUUCAUACCAUGUUCACUCGGUAUCACAACAUCCUGGCUGAGGUAUUGACUCGAGUCAAUCCGCACUGGGACGACGAGACGGCUUAUCAGGAGACUCGACACAUCAUGGCGGCCAUCGUCCAGCACAUCACCUACAACGAAUUCCUCCCCAUGGUCCUAGGGAAAGAGGUGAUGGAGAAAUACGACCUGGUCCUGGAGGAAGACGGGUAUUUCGACGGGUACGACCCGAAGAUCAAUCCCUCGGCUAGCGACGCCUUCAUCACGUCGGCUUUCCGAUUCGGACACUCUCUUCUCCCGUCGACGAUCGAGAGAUGGUCCACGACUCACAAGUAUAUCGGGUCUCAGAGGCUGAAUGGCAUGUUGAGGCAGCCGUACGACCUUUACAAGGGUGGGUGGUGCGACCAGUACAUAUGCGGCCUUGUGAACCAGGUUGCUCAAGCCAUGGACGAUUCCGUCACGGAAGAGGUGACGAAUCACCUGUUCCAAGAACCGAGCAAAAGGUUCGGUAUGGACCUGGCGUCGUUCAACAUGCAACGUGGGCGAGAGCACGGCGUCCCGGGCUACGGCGCAUACCGGAAAUUCUGCGGUUUGCCUCCGGUGAAGACGUGGUAUGAUCUGGCCGCCUGGAUGCCAAAUGACACGGUGAGGCGAUACUCCGAGAUCUACAGGAGCCCGGCAGAUAUCGACCUGUGGUCGGCGGGGAUCUCAGAGCGACCGCUGCCAGGCGCCAUGGUGGGACCCACUCUCGCCUGUCUCAUUGGUCUCCAAUUCCGGGAUCUCCGGCUCGGAGAUCGGUUCUGGUACGAGAACAGCGGAUGGCCCAGCUCCUUCACCAUCGAACAAUUGAACGAGAUCAGGAAGAUCAAGCUAUCCCGAAUCGUGUGUGACACUAGCGACGACAUGCACGAAGUGCAAGUCUAUCCAAUGGUUCUGCUUCAUCACGAAAUGUGA
Messenger RNA from Darwinula stevensoni, 2373 nucleotides. Lineage: Eukaryota; Metazoa; Arthropoda; Ostracoda; Podocopida; Darwinulidae. The record is from the annotation of a GenBank genome assembly.